AAGGCCGCGCGCGCACCGUCCCUUCCCCAAGAUGGCGGCGGCCACCAGCAGCGAGACGGGGAGCGGCGGGGUGGCGGCGGGCGAGAAGCGCGGCCCCCUCGGCAUCCCCGAGGCGGUUUUCGUGGAAGAUGUAGAUUCUUUUAUGAAACAGCCUGGAAAUGAGACAGCAGAUGUAGUUCUUAAGAAGUUGGAUGAGCAGUAUCAGAAGUAUAAAUUUUUGGAACUUAAUCUUGCUCAAAAGAAAAGGAGGCUAAAAAGUCAGAUUCCUGAAAUUAAACAGACAUUAGAAAUUUUAAAACACAUGCAGAAGAAAAAGGAUUCCACACAUCCAAUGGAAACCAGAUUUUUAUUGGCAGAUAAUCUCUACUGCAAAGCUUCAGUUCCUCCUACAGAUAAAGUUUGUUUGUGGUUGGGGGCCAAUGUGAUGCUUGAAUAUGAUAUUGAUGAAGCUCAGGCUCUGUUAGAGAAGAAUUUGUCAACAGCCACAAGAAACCUUGAUCUUCUAGAGGAAGAGCUGGAUUUUCUCAGAGAUCAGUUCACCACUACAGAAGUCAAUAUGGCUAGAGUUUAUAAUUGGGAUGUAAAGAGAAGAAACAAGCAAGACCCUUCUAAAAACAAAGCAUAGUUUUGCCAGUUUUAAAUGUGGUUUCAAUUUCCAAAUAUUUUUUAUUUAAACACCCCCAAAAAAUUCAUUCUUAAGGGACUGAGUUACUUUAAGCAUUUCAGCAAAUGGUAAAAUAUAUAAAAACUGAUGGUGAGCACCACUUUAUUUAUUUGUAAGCUCAAAAUUUGGUUUCAUGCAUGCUUCAUGAGAUGAAUUAUUUGAAAAGGCACCACCCAGUCCAGCAAAGGAAGCAGCUUUUUGAUCAGGCCAGUCUGUCAUAAAUAAAUUUCUACCUGAAAAGUUGAGGGACAUGUGUGAAAUGGAGCUGACAUCUUAGCAGGGUCAGGUAUUGCCAGGGUUUAUUUUUUCACCUCUGCACAGCUGGUGGAGUCACACUCACCUCGGGCUGGGAAGACAUGGCAGCUGUAAUGGUCUGAGAAACAGAAAAAAAAAUAAUAUACAGUGAAGUCUUGGAUUUUGUCUCAGUCAGUUAAUUGGCAGCAUCAACCUGGAAGCAUUCCUGGGUAUCCACUUUGGAUAAAUGUGUUUGGAACAGUUAUGGGUUAGUUAACUGCCUGUUAGUGAACUCUCAGCACUUUACAUACAAUUUGUGACUUUGUCUUCAGAGUGGUGAAGGGAGGACACAGCACAAGCCAUGCCAGGGCUGCAGGUGAUCUCACCCCCUCCUUUUUCAUACAUGUGCACACGCUGCUUCCUUUUGCAGGGUGUGUUCAACAGGGACCCCAAAGUACCCUGUAAAGAACAGCCCCCUAUAACCACCCCUUAGACAAGGUGUCCACUUCCAGUGUCUUAACACUCACAGCCUCCCAGGUGGUGAAACCUGCAUUAGAUGAGGGUGGGUUACUGAAGCAUGACUUCUGGUGUUCACAGCUGGAAUUAUUAUUAUUUUUUUUCUAAUUUUAUUUUUUGGUUCUUCCGAAGCCUUGCAAGAUUGUUGCCUUUUACCUCUGCAGUUUCUUUCUAAGAUGAAAUGCUCAGUGGUGAUGUCAGUGGCUAAUAUUCACAUUCUGUGACUGAGAAUACAGGUUCUGCUGCAAAAUAAAUGCAACUGUUAACUGUUUGAUCUUCAUGUAAGAAACAAUAUACCUGUAAAUUUUUUGUACUUUUAUUUCAUGAUAUUAAAAUAGUAAAACUAAACA
Messenger RNA from Calypte anna (Anna's hummingbird), 1764 nucleotides. RefSeq names its product VHL binding protein 1 (gene VBP1). The record is from RefSeq and is a predicted model, not a curated record. The transcript has 6 exons. Gene Ontology annotation, biological process: protein folding; microtubule-based process; tubulin complex assembly. Bases 32 to 625 code for a protein of 197 amino acids. Gene Ontology annotation, cellular component: cytoplasm; prefoldin complex. NCBI's taxonomy places the organism in Eukaryota, Metazoa, Chordata, Aves, Apodiformes, Trochilidae. Gene Ontology annotation, molecular function: tubulin binding.